This is a messenger RNA of Lobosporangium transversale, 492 nucleotides long. RefSeq lists its product as hypothetical. The transcript has a single exon. The record is from RefSeq and is a predicted model, not a curated record. NCBI's taxonomy places the organism in Eukaryota, Fungi, Mortierellomycota, Mortierellomycetes, Mortierellales, Mortierellaceae. Bases 1 to 492 code for a protein of 163 amino acids.
AUGGUAGGGGAGGCUGCAGUGGUGGAUGAAGUGAACGAAAGAGGAGACGUUGGGGUAGUAGGGGAUGAGGCCGAGGCCGAGACCACUGACAACGAUCGUCCACGAGUUGUAGUUUUGAUAAACGCUGUCUGUGGUGGUGGUGGCAGUGGCACAGUUCGUAUGUCUGAGAUGGAGGGUGUUGGCGUUGUUGUCGCUGAUGGAGACGUCAAUGAUUGCCGAAUAGAACUGUUACAAGAAGAAGGAGCCACGACUCCGGUGGUGGCUGCGGUGACAGAAGCCAAUCCAGAUGCGAUGCUCGAGAUGCUAUAUUGUGCUAGUGGUGACGAAGGCGAAACAAGUACAGAGGCGGAUAUUGAAGAGGUUGAUGAAGAUGCCGAUAAGGAUGAUGACGUUAUCCCGCUCUUAGUGCUUGGAUUGGCAUUAACAUUAGACGAAGAAGAUCCAAGAAGGGCUGUUUGGAUAGCGGUCGUUAACCUCUUUGUCUUAUCUUGA